UCAUGGAAAGCCCCGUUGCAGCUCUUACAAUCUACACUGGAGAAUGUUCGAAGCAGAAAAAACCAGUAUCUUUGACAGUUUUUGGUUCUGCAAUUGAGGAGCCUGGGUUUGUGACAUCCCAACGAGCUCGUCCUUUAAGAGUGAAGAGCAGUGCAGAGCUUGAGGAAGAGAUGUUGGCAAAGAUUCCCAAUUUUAAAGCUCGACCUGUGAACAAGAAGCUCCAGUUUUGCCUGUGCCACAAAGAAGCACACCACAUCUGCCACAAAGAGUUCCACUUUGCGACAGAUGAGAGAAUAUCCCGACCAAAUUCUGUCUUUGAUAUACUCGACAAGCUCUCAUUGAACUCUGAAUCUUGCCAUGAAAAGCCUCUACCAAGGAACACUGCACCAAACCCAUUCAAUCUAAGGACAGAAGUAUGUAUACGACGAACAACUUCUUUGAAGCCAAAAACAUCCAGGAACGAGGCGCUGAAAAGGAGAAGCAGUGUAAUGGAAAUCACACAGAAAAUGAUAGGAGAUGAAAAGGCCAGAGUUCCAAAAGCAAACCCAAAUCCUUACACAUCUGAUUAUCCCGUGGUACCACCAAAACCCGAACCUAAGAACUGCACAAAGCCAGAAUCGUUCCAGUUAGAGAGUUUAGUGAGGCACGAAGAUGAAAUGCCAAGGGAAAUGGAAGAGAGGAUGGGCAUGGAGAGAGAAGGAGCCCAAAAUAGGCUUUUCAAAGCACAACCAGGAUCCAACUCCGAUUCCAGCGAAAGUAAGAAAGCCAGAAAGCCCCUCACAGAGAUUCAGGAGUUCAACCUCCAUAUAGAGCGUCGAACUGUUGAGGGAACAGACUUUGAUCAGAAAAUCAAAGAGAUGGAGAAUCAAUACAAGAGAUACCGUGACAAGAGUGAAGCUGCAAAAAUGGUGGAGGAAGAGAGGUUUCAGAAGCAAAUGAGAAAGACGAUGGUUCCUUAUGCC
Molecule: messenger RNA, 962 nt
Organism: Thlaspi arvense
Lineage: Eukaryota; Viridiplantae; Streptophyta; Magnoliopsida; Brassicales; Brassicaceae
Source: the annotation of a GenBank genome assembly